AUGUUAUUUGCCUGCUGCACUGAGAAGGCGGUACGAGAAUCUCGGCAGAUUGAUGUGGCUGAUUCUCCAAGUAUUAUGGAUAUUUCAAUAACCUCAGAACCAGAAGACAAAAAACCAAACGUUAAUAAUGUGCCAGACUAUAUCAGCGAUAUCCAUACGUACCUUAGGGAAAUGGAGGUGAAAUGCAAGCCUAAAAUGGGUUACAUGAAGAAGCAACCUGAUAUCACAAACAACAUGCGGGCUAUUCUUGUGGACUGGCUGGUGGAAGUUGGAGAAGAAUACAAAUUACAAAAUGAAACCCUGCACUUAGCUGUAAAUUACAUUGAUAGGUUUCUUUCUUCAAUGUCUGUUUUGAGAGGAAAACUUCAGCUUGUGGGGACUGCAGCGAUGCUGCUUGCAUCGAAGUUUGAAGAAAUCUACCCUCCUGAAGUAGCAGAGUUUGUCUACAUCACAGAUGACACCUAUACCAAGAAGCAGGUUCUAAGGAUGGAGCACUUAAUUUUGAAGGUUUUGUCGUUUGACUUGGCAGCUCCAACAAUCAACCAGUUCCUCACUCAGUAUUUCCUACAUGAGCAGACAAAUGCUAAAGUGGAGAGCCUAUCAAUGUACCUUGGGGAGCUGAGUCUAAUUGAUGCUGAUCCUUACCUGAAAUACUUGCCGUCAGUUAUUGCUGCUGCCGCAUUUCAUCUAGCAGGCUAUACGAUCACUGGACAAACUUGGCCUGAAUCCCUGUGCAAAGUAACAGGCUACACCCUUGAAGACAUCAAGCCUUGCCUCAUGGACCUACACGAGACCUACCUCAAAGCAGCACAGCACACGCAACAGUCCAUAAGGGAAAAGUACAAGAGUACAAAGUACCAUGGAGUAUCGCUUAUUGACCCACCAGAGACACUAAACUUAUUGCAAUAAUCAAGAGACUGAUCUUUUAAAAAGAUGUAUAUUACAAGAAAAUGAUGUACAGUUUUAAACAUGGUUCAAAAUUCUAGAUGUGAUCACUCAGAAUAUUAAUACAGGUUUUGAUGAGCUUAAUUAUGAAGUUAGUUCUAUGUGGUUUUAAUGUAAAUCUUUUGUACAUGCAAUCUUGUUAAAAUAUUUAGCUGGGUUUUUAUAAAAAUGUUCUCCUCAAGCACAGAAUUAACCAUGCAGACCAAGGGAAGUCUGAGACUGCUUAUCUAAUUAUAGACUAAACAUUAAUUAGCAGUGCAUUAUUAUAGUAGGGCUUUUUCUCCUUCCAAGUAAGAAUGACUUGGACUCCACAGCAGUAUUUGUAGCAUUUUUAUACUGUCUAGUUUAAACUGAGAGUUAGUAUAGAUCCAAAAGGUGGCUUUAUGGCUAUAAUACUGGAAGAAACUAUAGCUAUGAGAACACCUCGCUGGAAUUGACUCCUGUGAGG
This is a messenger RNA of Nipponia nippon (crested ibis), 1393 nucleotides long. The record is from RefSeq and is a predicted model, not a curated record. NCBI's taxonomy places the organism in Eukaryota, Metazoa, Chordata, Aves, Pelecaniformes, Threskiornithidae.